Neolamprologus brichardi is the source of this 1848-nucleotide messenger RNA. RefSeq names its product importin subunit alpha-1-like. NCBI's taxonomy places the organism in Eukaryota, Metazoa, Chordata, Actinopteri, Cichliformes, Cichlidae. Gene Ontology annotation, molecular function: nuclear import signal receptor activity; protein binding. Gene Ontology annotation, cellular component: cytoplasm. Gene Ontology annotation, biological process: protein import into nucleus. The record is from RefSeq and is a predicted model, not a curated record.
UGGCCAAUUAAAAAUCAGAAAAAUUGGAACGUCGUUACAUGACGUCGUGCAUAUAUUAAAAGAAUACAAGAAAUCUGAACGGUAGCGUCUGAUUUUAGUGGAAUCGAUUGUGUUGCUCAACGGUCAGGAAUGUCAGCGGGCACGGACAACGGAGCGAGACUCAACCAGUUCAAAAAUAAAGGAAAAGAUGCUAAUGAGCUGAGGCGCAGAAGAGCGGAAGUCAAUGUGGAGCUGCGAAGAGCCAAGAAGGAUGACCACAUCCUCAAGAGGAGAAAUGUCCACAGCCUUCUGGACGAGCCAACGUCCCCUCUGCAAGAGAAAGACCCCAACCCUCCUCCUCACUGGACUGUAGAGGAAAUUGUCGGAGGUGUAAACAGCGAGAAUUUAGAUCAUAAGCUGCAGGCAACGCAGGCAGCCAGAAGGCUACUUUCCAGAGAAAAACAGCCACCCAUUGACAGCAUCAUUGCUGCUGGACUCAUCCCAACGUUUGUUAGUUUUCUGGCGUUGUCUGAAUGCCCCCCCAUCCAAUUUGAGGCAGCUUGGGCCCUGACUAACAUUGCCUCAGGUACUUCAGACCAGACUUCUGCUGUAAUAGAUGGAGGGGCCAUUCCAGCUUUCAUCAGCCUGGUGACAUCACCCCAUCAGCACAUCAGCGAACAGGCCAUUUGGGCUCUGGGUAACAUUGCAGGUGAUGGGCCCAGUUCCAGAGACCUAGUGAUCUCACAUGGUGGUGUCCAUUCACUCCUGGCUUUGCUGUCAGCCCCUGACCUGUCUGUAUUUCCUCCCGCUUACCUGCGCAAUAUCACUUGGACCAUAUCCAACCUGUGUCGGAACAAGAACCCCCCACCUCCUUUGGAGGCGGUGCUGCAGCUGCUUCCAGCCCUUGUGCGCCUCCUGCAUCACGAUGACAAGGAGGUGUUGACGGACACCUGUUGGGCUGUGUCCUACCUGACCGAUCACACCAAUGAGAGGAUAGAGGUGGUUGUGCAGGCUGGCCUGGUGCCCCGUCUGGUGCAGCUACUCGCCUGUGGGGAGCUCAGUAUUGUGACUCCAGCCCUGCGCUCACUUGGCAACAUUGUGACUGGGACAGAUGAGCAGACCCAGUGUGUGCUGAAUGCAGGUUCUCUGGCAUUGUUUCCCAGCCUUCUGCGCCACCCAAAGCCAAACAUCCAGAAAGAAGCUGCGUGGACAGUGUCCAACAUCACCGCCGGCAAGGACAACCAGAUUCAGGAAGUUAUAAACGCAGGCCUGAUCCCCAUCCUGGUGGAGAUCCUCCAGCAGGGAGACUACAAGACGCAGAGAGAGGCAGUGUGGGCUGUUACCAAUUAUACCAGCGGUGGAACAGUGGACCAGGUGGCCUACCUGGUUCAUUGCAAUGUGCUAGAGCCUCUGCUCAAUCUGCUGAUAACCAAGGACAGCAAGAUUGUUCUAGUCAUCCUGGAUGCAAUAUACAAUAUUUUACAGAUGGCAAAAAAAACCGUAGAACUUCAGAAACUGUGCCUAAUGAUUGAGGAGCUGGGUGGUUUGGACAAGAUUGAAGCACUGCAGUCCCACGACAAUGAAGCAGUCUACAAGUCCUCGCUUAAUAUUAUAGACACAUUCUUCUCUGACGAGAAUGACGUUGAAGAGUCGGUUGUUCCUGAGGCUGGAGGAGACUGCUUUGCCUUCCACAUCCCCGAAGACCAAAGCACUUUUAAAUUUUAACACGUCCACUUAUCUUUUUGUAACAUAAACAAAUAGUAAUUGUUGCAUUGUGGUUCUUGUUGUUGGGGGGAGGGGGCAAAUUUUUUUUAGUCUUUUGAACUUUGUACUUAACAGCAUAGAAAAAUAAAUAUACAUGUUUUUUUA